Molecule: messenger RNA, 1053 nt
Organism: Arctia plantaginis
Lineage: Eukaryota; Metazoa; Arthropoda; Insecta; Lepidoptera; Erebidae
Source: the annotation of a GenBank genome assembly
AUGGAACCAGGAUCGCCAUCAUUGCUGUGGCCGCUGCGCCUGAGCAAGCCGGCCGUGACGGUGCCCGUUCCGGACACUGAGGAUAGCAGUAAAACAGAGGAGCGAGCACCUUCGCCUGUGCUUGCCGACCGGUUGGCCGCGGCUCCUUCACCUCCUAGCCCGCCUGCCCCUAGCAGUCCGCCGCCACCUCACCACCAAUUUCAAGCGGCGCUAGUCGCUGAGAAAUACCUUUUAUUGGAACAGGUUGAGGGCUCAUCCCUUUGUCGGUGUGUGGACGUGCGAACGCAAGAGGAGUAUGUUUGCAAAGUGGUAUCACGAGACUGCAGCAGUUUACUCCAGGCCCACUAUCGUCUAGAUGGCCAUCCGCACGUAAAUCCUAUACACGAAGUUCUAGUCGGCGAUAAGAGGGUGUACUUAAUAUUCCCUCGAUCACACUCUGACCUCCAUUCAUACGUGAGAGCGAGAAAACGACUAAGGGAACAUGAAGCUCGCAGAUUGUUCAGACAAAUGGCAGAAACAGUAGCGGCGUGUCAUAAACAAGGCAUUGUUUUACGGGAUCUCAAACUGAGGAAGUUUGUCUUCGCGGAUCCUCAAAGAACGACGUUAAAACUCGAGUCGUUAGAAGACGCAGUUGUACUUGAUGAUCCUGAAGAAGACUUACUUCAGGAUAAGCGAGGUUGUCCCGCAUACGUGUCACCGGAAAUCCUGAGAGCGCAUCGGACGUACUCGGGCAGAGCGGCAGAUAUGUGGUCACUCGGAGUAAUAUUGUACACCAUGCUUGUUGGAAGGUAUCCAUUCAAUGAUUCAGAGCAUGCAUCACUGUUCGCGAAGAUAUCACGUGGGUACUUCGUAGUGCCCGAGUGCCUGUCAUCGAGAGGAAAAUGCUUGAUACGAUCGCUACUGCGGCGAGAAGCGUGUGAGCGACUUAGCGCGCGGGACGUGCUGAGGCACCCGUGGCUGGCGCGUGACCCGCGGAACGAACUCCCUCCUCGGGCUGCAGCUUCCCACGAUCGUCUGGUCCCUGACAUUGACAUGGACGAAGAUUGCGUCUAG